AAGAUAUAAACAGUCUAAGGGGGGCAGACAAAAUUGGAACAUUGAAACUUUUACAAUAAGAUUUUAGAAUUAUUUAUAAAAUACAGACAGCAGCUUAUGGGAAAGAGAUCCUGUUUUGCUUUUUACAAGACACAAAAUAAAUAAUAGAUUUCAAAAACUGGACAUUAGAGGGAACUACAGAUUUUAGGUAAAGGAAAUAUAACAGGCCUCUCAAGUUGGUUAUGACAAUAAAAAUACUGAGGGAGACUUUUGAAGAAUGGAAUCAGUAGCAUUAUAUCAACAAUGCAGUAAUUAUGGUCUAGUUUUAAUGGAUAAACUGUCCAAAAGAUGCUUCUGAAGAAGUGUCAGAUGUAGACCAAAUGUUAUAUGACAAAAUAGAUAUGAUAUUGACAGUAGAUAAUUAUUUAGAAAAGGGAAUUGCACUGGAUCUACAAAUCUACAAAUACAACAGAUUGGUUUUUAAAAUUUAAAAGGCAAAUGAUAAACCAAGAGAAUGACUUGGACAAUUUUUUUCUACUGUAUUUACAGAAGGGGCUUAUUAAAGCCUUGAAGAACUCUGUAUGAAGAAACAAAGAAGAAAUGAAAUCAAACUCUGCAACAAUAUUUGAGUGAUAACGACUGUUAGAAGUAAAAGGAAAGAAUAUAAAGUUGGUUAUUUGACCAAGGUUAAAAUAAGAUAUGUUGUUACCUUUCCUGGACUUUCCACUGACACCAGGACUGAAAAUAUGGUUUAUGGAUAUGUUUAUAGAUAAGUGAUGGAAUAUGGGAUAAAAAGAUAAAUAUCUGUAACAUUCCAUUCUUUGAUUAGGAACCAUAUUGAAGCACAUCAGAUUAACACCAAUUUUUGAUUUGAGAGUAAAGAAGCAACACUAUAAAAUUGGGAUAACUAAGAACAACUUUAAACUGCCUUCAUGUGUCAUGAAGACAUGGGCAAACAUAGCCUCAUAGCAUGUUUACACUGCAGUUAUAAGAAGUGAGAUUUAUCAGGUUUAUUUUAGAUAGGCUACCAAAUUGUGCAUAGAUAAAAUUAUCUAUAUCUCUUCUUUGCCAUCAAGUAAUUUGGAUUUUUGCAUCUCAGAUAUGGUUACCCUACCCUGCAUAAUUAAGUUUGCUGAAGACGCAGGACAACGGGGGCUCUCUUAACUUUCACUAUAUUUACUGCACAAUGAAGGUCUCUGUUAUGCUGUCAGAUGUGAGCUCUGAAAGUACAGACCACCAUUAGAUGAUGGAAGGGAAUUACAUUUGUAGGCCUAUUUUUUGUGACCAAAUGGUGAUCCUUCUGCUUGCAACGUAACUCUAAUGUAGAAAUUUUAAUCCUAGAACAAUUUUAGGAUUCAACUGUAAUUCACCUUUAUUACUCCACUGAAAAAUACUGUAUUUAAAUCAGGGGUGUCUAACCUUGGGAACUUGAAGACUUGUGGACUUCAACUCCGUCCAUAAUUUUUAAAACUGCCAAGUUUGGACAUUCCUGAUUUAACCUAAACGACGUAAUGAGCGCGUCAAUAUAUAUGACUGAGUCUCGCGAUUUUACACGAGCGUCUUGUGCCUUUAAACUGGGGCCGGAGGGUGGGGGGACGGGGAACGAGGAUUUGCGUUUUUGACGGGCGGCAAAAAUAAGGGGACCAACUCUACCAUUCCCUUUAAUUUCUUUUUUCGGUUUCAGUUAAAGGGGAUGCGCGCGCAUGGAAAGAGAACUGCAGCCUAAAGAGAAGCGGGGCGGGGAGCGCUUUCCCCAACCGCUUGUUCGACUGAGCGAAGGCAGCUGAAAGUUGCAAAGGACCCGAAGACAAAAACCUUCGUGUUAAAGUAAAUGGAGAACAGGUACAGGACAGAUGCUGGGGAUUAGCCAAUGGAGAUCCAGCUAGUAACAGUGAAGGAAGAGAUUGGAUCAGUUCUGCCCACUGUAUGCCCCCUGUGCCAGGAAGACCUGCCAAGCUUUGCUGGGCCCCACAAGCCAAUACCCCAAUGCCAGGGCUUCAGAAACUUCCUUUUAGUGCCUCAGAGCUGGUUGUCCAGCAGUAUUGAGGCUUUGGUCCUCCCCGCUGAGAGGCCUUACAGCUGCUCUUUCUGCCCCAAACGCUUCAAGAGGGCUUCAGACCGACGUGAUCACGAACGGGUGCAUACCGGUGAAAGGCCAUAUGAAUGUGGCAUCUGUGGCAAGUGCUUCACUCAGAGCUCAGUGCUGUCUGGCCAUAUGCGCAUUCACACUGGAGAACGGCCUUUUCACUGUAGUGUCUGCUUUAAAUCUUUCAACAAUGGCUCCAACUUCCGCAAGCACCAACGCAUUCAUGGCCCACCAUUUGGGUACAGUGAAGGGAGAGUUGGUGGGAAGGAGUGGGAUUCUCUGCCUGGAAAGAAACUGGAGCAAGUGAAAGAAGGGAGGGGUGGCAGAAGUCUAAGUCCUACUCUUCUGUUGAAGCAAAACGGCUGUCAGACCAUCCAAGAAUUAAGAGAAGGCAAGAACAAGGCCGAUCAAAACCUUCAAGGGAAGCAAAGUUGCUUUUAUAACACUAGGCUUAGCCAAGGGGAUUACUGCACUAGCAGCCAAAGACAACUAAGUGGUAGCAUGGAUACCUUCAACAGAAUGGGACUGCAACAGGAUGAUGUCAGUCUUGGUAUUAAUCUUGCUACAAGGCAGGGCAACCAAGAUGAUCUCAAGGCAGAUGCUCUGAAGCAAGCAAAUGACAGCAAUGGGCAUGCUGGGGAACUAGGGGGAAACAGCAAUUGCAGCUACCGCCAAGAAUCCAUCCCCAAUGGCCACAGCUUCAAGCAACUGCCAGAGGCAAGCGCUGAAGAUCCCACAGAUCCCUUCUCAAGGCAGAACAGAGCAGGGGGAAGCCACAUUCAGGAAGAACAGAAGCAACUGGUUGACAGCUGCCCUGGUAAGUUACAGCUAGAGAGUGGCAGCAGCUGUGGGAAAGGCUUCUUGCUAGUCGCGGACAACAGGGGCUCUGCUCACAAGCUGAAUCAAGGGAGCUCUGAGAGGGGUUUUGGAAUAAGGAGGCCAAAUGGCCCAAGAGGGCUCAAACAGAGCAGAGGGGCAAGUGGAGGAACAGAGAUAAGGCAAAAUGGUAGAGGGGAAGGCGGUGUGGGGGGAUUCAAUGAAAGCAAAACUUUAGUUUCCGAGCCAGAGGAAAACAAUAGCCAGGGAGUUUCUCUCGGUGUCCUUAGAGAAAGAGAGCUGACCCAGAAGAGUAACACCCACGGAGACUUUCAAACAUGUGCCUCAGAAAAGUUGAAUGUUCUCAAAGUGGAACCAUCUACGUGGCUCAAACAUGGCAUAGCCUGGGAAGAUCUUGCCUCAGAAAUGGAUGACUCUGAAGGCUCUUCUCCCAGUCUGAAGGUUACAAGAUCACCUUGGCAAUUGGAGGAUCCUGAUCCAUGUUCUGUAUCUUGCAAUGCUUGUGAGUCUCAGAGAUACCACUCUUUGCAGGAUCAGCUUGGAAGUACUGCUCAGCAUAGGGAAGAUGAGAGGCCCACCUCUUGCUUUCUUUUCCCAGCUUGGGAGCCCUCCAAUGGACACACUCCCUCUACACUUGAAUCCAAGCCGUUUCUCUGCUUUGCCUGCCCCAAACAGUUCCGUCGUGCCACAGACCUGAAGGAGCAUUUACGAGUGCACACAGGUGAAAGGCCCUUCGGCUGCAGUGUCUGUGGCAAGCGGUUCACACAGAGCUCAGCCUUAACCACUCACCGGAGACUGCACACUGGAGAGAAGCCCUUUGAAUGUGCGGUCUGUUGCCGCCGUUUCAAUAACUCCUCUAACUUUGCCAAGCAUCGUCGAAUACAUGGGCCAGACAGCAUGGGGUAUAGGAAUAAAGCAGUAGAAAAAGAACUCUGGAAGGUAAAACCACAUUGAUUUUGUUUUUCAAUUCCUACAUUGAAAGGUAGAAUGAACAAACAAGGAUGAAAUGUGCUAUUACAAUACUGAAUGCUGAGGUUUUAAUAAACAAUUUUCCAGACAAUUCAGUGCCUCCAGAUGUUUUGAAACUCAACGCCUAUGAACACCAAUCAGCAUCUUCAUAGUGGGCAAUUGCGCCCCAAAUUAUUGGAAAGCACCAAGUUGUUAUCUGGGACCUGGCAUUUCAUAGGCAGGUCAUAGCUGUAUGCCGUUUUUCUUGAUUUACUGAUUGAUAACAGCAAACCAGACCUUGGAGACUGCAAUCAAAUUACAAUUUUUAAUUCCAGACUGAAUAACCAUAGAAACUUAAAAUGCAAAGGCGGGAAGGAGCAUGCAGAUCUGUAAUGCAUUUAGCCAGCCCCAUCCUAGGUUUGAUACCCUGCUUGAAUUGAGUCACGGGGAUCAGAACAGUUCCAGUUAAUGUUCAGCAUCAUCUAGAUAUCAAUCAAAAUCAAUGUUUUGGCUUGUUAUCACAGGUAGCUCCCGACUUACAACAACUGGGACCAGAAUUUCUGUUAAGUGAGUUGUGCCCAACUUUUGCCACAGUUGUUAAGCAAAUCUCUGCAGUGGUUAAAGGAAUCAUGUGAUUUUAGACAAAUCUGACUUCUACCAUUGACUUGUUGGAAGCCAUCUGGGAAGGUCGCAAAUGGUGAUCACAUGGCCCAUGGGACACUGCGACCAUUAGUGAUACAUGCCAGUUUUCAAGUGCCUGAAUUUUGAUCAUGUGGACACGGGGUUGUUGCUAUGGUCAUAAAUAUAUUGGUUGAAAAUCACUUUCUGUGCUGUUGCAAUUUUGAAUGGUUGCUAAACAAAAGGUUGUUAAGUGGAGGACUGCCAAUGAAAAGAAGACUUAGUGUAUUAAUGCCUGCUGCAGUUUCUAAGGUGGGGCACAGAAUGGAGAGCAGAUUUAGUUAGAUUUGGGAACUGCCUCUGCCCAUCUUGCUAGCUCAAUGGGCUGUGUGGUCAUCCACUGUGGGUAACACAAGAUGCUGUGCAAACUCACCCAGCCUAGUGAGAUUAGCAAGUCAUGGUACUGUUAACCAAAGCUAGCAUGCUAUGUGAACAGAGCCAUGCUUUGGUCAGAAUUUUCCUGUUACCAAAAAAAAAAAAAAGUUAUUU
This is a messenger RNA of Crotalus tigris (Tiger rattlesnake), 5017 nucleotides long. It is a transcript of the gene ZNF784, whose product is annotated as zinc finger protein 784. The transcript is spliced from 2 exons. The coding region runs from base 1850 to 3856 and encodes 668 amino acids. Lineage: Eukaryota; Metazoa; Chordata; Lepidosauria; Squamata; Viperidae. Gene Ontology annotation, biological process: regulation of DNA-templated transcription. The record is from RefSeq and is a predicted model, not a curated record. Gene Ontology annotation, molecular function: DNA-binding transcription factor activity, RNA polymerase II-specific; RNA polymerase II cis-regulatory region sequence-specific DNA binding.